Messenger RNA from Trypanosoma brucei brucei TREU927, 156 nucleotides. RefSeq lists its product as hypothetical. The coding region runs from base 1 to 156 and encodes 51 amino acids. Lineage: Eukaryota; Euglenozoa; Kinetoplastea; Trypanosomatida; Trypanosomatidae. The record is from RefSeq and is a predicted model, not a curated record. The transcript has a single exon.
AUGCGGGUACGUGAAAGUAUUAUUGGCGAAUACAAAAAGGAAGAAGAAGAAGAAAAUAGACAGUGCGGCAACAGUGACAAAAUGAGUCUAUUGUUUAAUAGGGUAAGAGUUAAAUAUCUUUCCGCACAUCACCUAUUAAAGGAGUGCUGCAGGUGA